Molecule: messenger RNA, 309 nt
Organism: Prorocentrum cordatum
Lineage: Eukaryota; Dinophyceae; Prorocentrales; Prorocentraceae
Source: the annotation of a GenBank genome assembly
AUGACCCUCUACACUGCCACGCUGCAGCUGAUCGCCAAGGCCCCCGAGGCGUCCGGCGCGGCCGUGUCGGCGGAGGGAGCCGACGCCUUCCCCCGCGACGCGUUCCUCACGUGGUUGGGGGGCCCGCGCGACAGGCCACAGGCUGGAGCCCUCCUCGCUGGAGCCAUGCCGUACGCGUGGCUCGUCCUGGUGGUGGUCCGGCAGGACAUGCGGCUGUGGUCCCGCACGCUCGCCGUGGGCGCCACGCUCGCCGUGCUCAACAGCUUCGUCGUGAUGGCCACGGUGCUGCCAGAGCCGGGCGGCCUCGAG